AGGCAGCGCGAGCAGACAGGAGUGCGCGUAGCAAGACCUCAGUUCUCUCAGCACGCGGGAGGAGCCGGGAAGGAGUGUCUCCUGGACUGCGGCGGCGACGGCGGCGAUUUCGGCAGCAUGGAUCACGUCCUGGGGAUUAUUAUUUACGGAUACUAACAAAGAACCGCUUUGGAAAAAUGGCCGAGAGGCUGGAGUGGGUGGAGAUCAUUGAGCCGCGCACGCGGGAGCGCAUGUACGCCAACCUGCUGACGGGCGAGUGUGUGUGGGACCCGCCGGCCGGCGUGCGCAUCAAGCGCACGGGCGACAACCAGUGGUGGGAGCUGUACGACCCCAACACCUCGCGCUUCUACUACUACAACGCGGCCACGCAGCGCACCGUGUGGCACCGGCCGCACUCCUGCGACAUCAUCCCUCUGGCCAAGCUGCAGACGCUCAAGCAGCACGCCGACGCUGGCGCCGCAUGCGUCUCCCGUCCCACCAGCGGAGGAGGAGGAGGAGGAGGUGGUGGCAGUGGCAGUGGAGGGGGGAGGACAUCCGGAGACAACAGCCCCGGGCGCAACAGCGGGGUGAGCCGCGAAGGCAGCACCUCCUCGUCCCUGGAUCAGGAGGCCGACAAGCAGGGCAGCCGCGGCGAUGAGCCGGAGAAGACGUCUCCCUUCCGAUGGAACACCGGCACCAAGGAGCGCAUGCUGAUCAAGGUGACGGACCGCGAGCCCAGCUUCCUGUCCCACCAGGGCAACGGCUACUCCCCCUGCGACCCCCCGCCUAACCCCAUCGACGCCCCCGCAGGCGGCGGAGGCUGCGGGACGGGCACCCGCACCCGCCGCUCCUCCGGCGGCGGCAACCCCCCGCCCAACGCCACCCCCUCCUCCGACCCGGACGCCGGCUCGCCCACGCCCUACGGCGAGCGGCGCCAGCAGUCGCCCUUCCUCAAGCGGGCGGAGAUGGGCGGCGGCGGCGGCGGCGGCACCUACCGGCGGCCCUCGGGCUCCGACUCGCAGCCGGCGUCGCCGCGCUACGCCUACGACCCCCCGCUCUACGAGGAGCCCCCUUCCGACUACGGGGCGCCGCCUAUCUACGAGGAGCCGCCCUCCGACAUCAUGCACCUGGCGUCGGACCCCGGCUCGGCCUACUACGGCACGGCCACGGGCCGCUCGCCCGCCCGCAAGUCGCCGUCCCCGCUGUACCACUCGCCCAAGCAGGGCGCCUCGCCGUACGGCCAGCUGGUGCUGACCCGGCAGAAGUGUCCCGAGAAGAGCCAGAGCCUGGAGUACAGCCCGGCGGGCAAGGAGUACGUCAAGCAGCUGGUGUACGUGGAGCAGUCCUCCUGCAGCCCCCGCUUCCGCACCGCCGACCGCCUGCUGCGCUACGGCACCACCGGGGGCGGCGGCGGCGGCGGUGGCGGCGGCGCGGUCCCCGGGGGCUACAGCAGCUCCUCCUACGGGGGGUCCUACACGCUGCAGCACAGCCAGUCGCUCAUCCGGGACCCCCGGCUGCUGCUGGACUACGGCGGGGAGGGGGACGGCGGCCGGCUGCUCUACGAGGACUCCAUCUCCUGGUCGUCCUCGGCGCACAACCACUCCAUGACCACCUCCUCCUCCUCUUCCACGGGGGCCGGGGGAGGUGGAGGAGGAGGAGGAGGUGGUGGUGGUGGUGGGGGGCCCUUCUCGCCGGGCAGCAACCGCAAGCGCAAGAGCCGCAAGCCGUCGCUGCCCCAGGAGCUGGGGCGCUGCGGCGGGGAGGCGGAGCGCGGCACGGCGGGCACGCUGUCGGAGGCCAUGCUGGCCCAGGCGCGGCUGGCCUGGGAGGCGCAGCAGGUGCUGAAGCAGCGCAGCAGCUGGGACUCGGGCCCCGGGGCGGGGGGCUCGGCCGCCCUGGUGGUGCUGGGCGGCUGCAAGGGCGACGGCUACGAGAGCGACGGCGCGCUGCCGGGCCCGCUGCCCGGGCCGGUGGUGCGGGCGCUGAGCGAGGACGAGGCGCUGGCCCAGAGCGACGGGCACCUGCACCACCACCACCACCACUGGAAGCGCAGCACCUUCGACCGCCUCGGCUUCCCCCAGGCGCUGCUGGAGAAGAGCCUGUCGGUGCAGACCAGCCUGGCCUCCCCGGAGCCCUUCCUCCACCCCUCCCAGUCUGAGGACCUGGGGGCGUGUGCCCAAUUUGAGGCCAGCAGAAACGCCCGCAACAUGAUGCCCAGUGCCAGCUGUGGCGUCUUCCCAGAGUUCACCCUGAGGAAGCCGUCCUCCGAGACGGACAUCGAGAACUGGGCCUCCAAGCACUUUAACAAACACACACAGGGUCUGUUCCGGAGGAAGGUGUCCAUCGCCAACAUGCUGGCGUGGAGCAGCGAGCCCAUCAAGAAGCCCAUGAUCGUCACGUCGGACCGCAACGUGAAGCGGGAGGCGGUGGACAUCUUCAAGCUCAUCCAGACCUUCAUGGGGGACCGGCGCUCCAAGACCGAGCCCCUCGUCGUGGCGCUGGAGGUGGUGGUGCGCGGCUGGAGCAGCCAGGGCCUGCGCGACGAGCUCUACAUCCAGCUGUGUCGCCAGACCACGGAGAACUUCCGCUACGACAGCCUGGAGCGGGGCUGGGAGCUCAUGGCCAUCUGCCUGGCCUUCUUCCCCCCCACGCCCCGCUUCCACGCCUACCUGGAGGGCUACAUCGCCCGCCACACGGACCCCCUUAACGACACCAAGGGAGUGGCCAUCAGCAGUUACGCCAAAUACUGCUACCGUAAACUCACAAAGGCUGCUCUAACCGGGGCCAAGAAGGGCGUGCAGAAGCCGUGUCUGGAGGAGAUCAAGCACGCGCAGAACGCCAUCUUCAGCCCCUCCAUGUUCGGCUCGUCGCUGGAGGAGGUGAUGGUGCUGCAGACGGAGCGCUACCCCGAGCGCCAGCUGCCCUGGGUGCAGACGCGGCUCUCCGAGGAGGUGCUGGGGCUCAACGGGGACCAGACGGAGGGCAUCUUCAGGGUGCCAGGGGACAUCGACGAGGUGAACGCCCUGAAGCUGCAGGUGGACCAGUGGAAGAUCCCCACGGGCUUGGAGGACCCCCACAUCCCCGCAUCUCUGCUGAAGCUGUGGUACCGGGAGCUGGAGGAGCCUCUGAUCCCUCAUGAGUUCUACGAGGACUGCAUUACGCACUACGACAACCCUGAGGCGGCGGUGAACGUGGUGCUGGGCCUGCCGCACAUCAACAAGCUGGUGCUCUGCUACCUCAUCCGCUUCCUACAGGUGUUCGCCCAGGCGGCCAACGUGUCCUACACCAAGAUGGACGUCAACAACCUGGCCAUGGUGAUGGCGCCCAACUGCCUGCGGUGCCAGUCAGACGACCCGCGCAUCAUCUUCGAGAACACGCGCAAGGAGAUGUCCUUCCUGCGCGUGCUCAUCCAGCGGCUGGACACCAGCUUCAUGGACGGGAUCCUAUAGCCCCCCCACCCCUCCUAUAGCCCCCCCCCUCAUCCAGUGGCUGGACACCAGCUCCAUGGACGGGAUCCUAUAGCCCCCCCACCCUCACAGCCCCCCCCCUGUGACCGACAGUGUACACGACAAACACUCAACCUGUGCUACCUGAUGACGGCCCCGCGCUAACGCUAACGCUAACACCCCCCCCCACCCCCCUAGUACAGGGACAUUGUGGUGCACCAUGCGUUAUGCGUGCACCAUUAAGUCAUAGGAUACACAGACCGGCACACACACACACACGUAUUGGCAGGGAUGUCACGAUUAGAAAAAAUGAAAACAUAAAAAUAUAAAAACAUAAGCAACGCGCUCACAACAUCAAAUGUUAUGACCUGGGGGUAAAAAGAAACAUUUGCCUUUUGCCGAUUUGUUUGUAUUUUUUUUUGAAAGCUCAAUAACCUCCACUAACCACCUUUUGAUUGCACACACACACACACACACACACACAUCCGCGAGUGCAUGCAUGCCCCCUGGUCGCAUUAACACAUUCACAGAGACACACAAACACACACACACACAGCCGUCUGGACCACCAAACACACUGCCUUCUUCAACAAAACACCGGUGUGCUUUUGACCACAUUUUUUUAACCCACCCAGGAAGAACACAAAAAAAAGAACUUCAAACCAGUGUGAACUGAAUUGGGCUGAGACCAGAGCCAGGAGGAGAAGGGUGGGUGAUGUAUGGUGGGCUCAGGGGCGGGGGGGGCCCGUGGCUCUGUAUCCCGAGGGCACCCAAGUAUGAAGGUGCCGAGGCAAUGUCCUGGCCGACACACACACACACACACACACACACACACACACACACACACACACACACACACACACACACACACACACACACACACACACACACACACACACACACACACACACACACACACACACACACACACACACACACACACCCCACAGCUGGUUCUUGCUGAAGUUCAUGGUGGUCACGAUCUGUCAGGCUGCAGCGUCACACACUUCAUCUGGAAUGUUUUCUGAUUGCCUCUCACUGGCACACACACACACACUGACGCACACAGUCAAUACAACGAUUGAGGAGGGUCGGAGUACUGCAGAACCGCGAAUAAGGAGAGGAGUAAACGAUGUCCACACACACAAUGGUAUUUACAUGGAUGAAGGAAUGGCUAUUAUAGGUAUUGAGUGAUUGACGUUGACCUCCCCCCCAGCCUUCAGUGUACCGGACCAUUGAUGCCCCCAACAACCUCUAAACCCCCCCCCCCC
Molecule: messenger RNA, 4696 nt
Organism: Gadus morhua (Atlantic cod)
Lineage: Eukaryota; Metazoa; Chordata; Actinopteri; Gadiformes; Gadidae
Gene: arhgap39
Product: Rho GTPase activating protein 39
Exons: 11
Coding region: 177-3428 (1083 amino acids)
Biological process (GO): signal transduction
Cellular component (GO): cytoplasm; cytoskeleton
Molecular function (GO): protein binding; GTPase activator activity
Source: RefSeq, a predicted model, not a curated record